AUGGUAGGCCGUCAAUACGAUUGCUUGGUGAACCCUCUUGGGGCCGUCCGAUUCACUUUUGAGAAGGCCGUGGCUUCUGGUUCAGACCCGGCUUCUUUUGACCGCAAAGAUUGGGGAGUCGCCGAUCUCUUCCGGGAGUUCCUUUUUGACAGUGAUGGCCUCAGUCAGGUCCCAAUACUAACUCCGUCAACUGUUCAAUUGGCUCAACCAAACACUUUGGUUCGCUUUCGUGGUAUGAUACAAGACAUGCUGGGCAAUGAAUUUUAUGUUGGUGCUUACAAGAAUGAAGACACAUGGAAUACCAACAAGUUUACAGAUGUUUCUCAAUUUCCUAUGGGUACUUCACCCAAUAUGCGGGUCUGGGAGCGUCGUCUACUCUACUGUGUUCCUGUCCCUGGUCAGAAUUCAUGGGCAGAUUCUACUUCUGAGGGCGUAAUAUAUCCCUGUACAAACGUUGCAUCUGCAAACAGAGAGAAGCGACUGAGAGAAAACUGUUCUGUUUCUGCUGAUGUGGAUAUGCAAGACUCAAGUAACGAUUUGUCACUUCCUCCAUGUGCAAAGAAGAUGAGAGGUGAAUUUUCCCCAUCGGAAAACAUUACCGAGGGAACGGACUGUGGUACCAGUAUGGUGCUUGAUUCUGAUGGAAAUGAUUUUGCAUGUCUAGUGAAGAUAUAUGACUCUCCAGAGUCUGACUUGAAGCUAAAUGAUGUAUUUGAGUUUAUUGGUGUCCUUACAUAUGACACUGAGGUUAAAUUUGAUAAAGGUGGUGAUAAUGAACUAGCAAAUUCCUUCCCUGAAGAUGAAUCAGUCAAUCUACCUCCUAGCAAGGUGCCACGUCUUCAUUGUCUUGUACACAGAAAACUUUCAGUUGAUGAUAUGAUUUUAAGUUCACCAGCAAUGGAGCCAAAACCCCAUUUGGUGAAAGGAAUGCGUGAAUCCCUGUUGCGCCAUCUUACAGCAGUUCUGGGUGAUGAUGAGUUAGCAGCUCAUUUUAUGUUAUUGCACCUAUUGUCAAAGGUUCAUGCAAGGGUAGACUCAUUUGCAGUGGGGAAGCUAUCACUUAAUCUUACUGGUUUUGACAAAGCAAGUAUAUCUGUGUUUGGUAACCGUAUCAACGAUGCAGUGAAGAACCUUGUACCUUUCAGUCAUCGUAUGCCCCUCACAGUGGAAUAUCUCAACACCGCGUCACUUGCCCCAGUAAAGGAUUAUCAAACAAACAGACUUGUGUGUGGGGUUCUUCAGUGUGCAGAGGGCUCACACUUGACCAUAGACGAGACAUCAUUAGAAGCAGGGACUCUGAACAGUAAUGGUGUUGAAAAUACAAAAAUUCUCAAGGAUCUGAUGGAGUUCCAAAUGGUGGAAUAUGAUUUUAAAUAUUACAAAAUGAAGAUGAAUGCGGAUGUUCAACUACUGAUACUUUCAGAGGGAAAAUCAAACAUCAUACCAGCUGAUCUAGUUGUUCCUUUCCAUCCAUCGUCUGUGGGUCCCUUGGGAACUGUAGAUGCAGAAACAUUAAACGCGUGGAGAUGGUAUUUGGCUACUCUUAGAUCAUUGCCACAUUCUAUCGAAACAGAAAUGCAAAAGGUGGUAGAAGAUGAUAUGGUUGCAGCUAGACAAGCUGAUCGGAGUCUGGGCAGUGAGGAUUUUAGCAGAUGGCUAAGUAUGGGGCGGCUAAUGUCAGCGAGCUUUGGUGAGACGUGUUUAUCGCAUGAACACUGGCAAAUGGUGAAAGAAAUGGAAAGGCUAAGAAAAGAGAGGGUUCAAUGAGUGUUGAAUUGUGGAUCUGUUUUCUGAACUCACUUCACUUGUAUUUAUGAUCCUAACCUUAUAUGGUAUUGCCUUUUUGUGGGUUUUCUUUUCUAGUUAAUUUUGAAGCCAAUGAUUUUGC
Molecule: messenger RNA, 1888 nt
Organism: Cynara cardunculus var. scolymus (artichoke)
Lineage: Eukaryota; Viridiplantae; Streptophyta; Magnoliopsida; Asterales; Asteraceae
Product: mini-chromosome maintenance complex-binding protein
Exons: 14
Coding region: 1-1767 (588 amino acids)
Biological process (GO): DNA-templated DNA replication
Molecular function (GO): chromatin binding
Source: RefSeq, a predicted model, not a curated record